AUGGCUGAUGCAAGAAACGCUAAUGAUGACGACGAUACCGCUCGUCAAGAAGCAAUGUACAAUAAAGUCACGGAAGUGGCAGAAGGGGUUAUGCAAGCUAAUCUUCCACGAUUAGCUCAAGAAGUAGAAAGCCGGGUGUUGGGAGUUGUGGAUGCCAUGAUAACUAGUAAGAUUGAAGAACUGAAAGAAUGGAUAGAGGGAUCUAAAAACAAAAGCAAAGAACGACGGUGCACGUAUAAAGACUUUAUGGCGUGCAAUCCCGCGACGUACGAUGGUAAAAUCGACCCGAUCGCAUGCCAAAGAUGGGUGUCAAAUAUAGAAGCAGUAUUUAUCCGAAGUCGUUGUGAUAACGAAGAUAAGGUGAUGUUCGCUACUGGCCAACUCACUCUUCAAGCGAAGGAUUGGUGGGACGCACACAGUAAAGAAAUAGGGGAGGAUAGACUCCAAGUGAUGACUUGGCAAGAAUUUAAGGAACCCUUUAUGAGAUACCAUUGCCCUCAGUCGGCUAUUGAUAAGAUUCAGGAAGAUUUCUUGCGCCUCCGACAGAAAAACGAGUCGAUAAAUGAAAUAUCAAAUACUUUCAUGGAUAAAAUGAAGUUCUGUGGGGAUUUUGUGAAGACUGAAAGGAUGAAGAUCAAUCGUUUCUACGGGGUGUUAAAGGCGGAAUUUAGGGAGUUCAUUACUCCUUCGAAAUGUGAUACCCUUGAUGAGCUCAUCAAUCUGGCAAGGGAUAGAGAAAUCGAGAUUAAGAGGCAAGAAGAACGUGGGGAAAAGAGAUCAAGCGAGAAAGGUGCAAGUUCGAGUCCAUCCAAAAAGGGAAAGUAUCUAGAGCAAGGAAGGAAAGAUAAGUCGAAGGGUGGUAUCACUCCUUGUAAGACUUGUGGAAAGCUUCACACUGGGGAAUGUCUGUUAGGCAAGAAGGGGUGCUACAAAUGUGGUAAGGAGGGACAUUCGUCCUAUCAAUGCCCAAAUAACGUGAAGACUUGUUUCAACUGUUUCGAAAAGGGGCAUGUUAAAUCGGAGUGUCCAAAACUCCAACAAGGAUCAAAGAAGGAAGGAAAGAACGAAGAAAGCUCUAAAGCGAAAGGGAGGAUGUUCCAAAUCACCUCCGAAGAAGCUAAGUCUCACCCGAAUGUGGUUUCAGGUAUCUUUCUAUUAAACUCCAUACCAGUUUAUGUUUUGUUUGAUACCGGAGCCACUAUGUCGUUUAUUUCAAAUGAAAUCAUACAACAUCCUUCAUUUAAGAUCGAAAGAAUGCCGAUGCCUCUAGAAGUAGAAAUAGCCGAUAGUAAGAUUUAUAUGUUACACGAGAUUUGUAAAAAUUGCAAAUUUACCAUAGAAGAUGAAGAAUUUGAUAUCGACCUUAUACCUAUGGUUUUGGGGGAAUUCAAAAUGAUAGUGGGUAUGGAUUGGAUGACCCGACACCAAGCGGGAAUUAAUUGUGAAACCAAAACAGUACAUGUCCAAUCUCCAAGUGGAAAACGAAUAACUAUACAAGGAGAGAGAAGGAUAGAAGCGAAACUUUGUACCCUCGUUCAAGCCGCUAAGUAUACACUUAACGGGGGUAGGGCAUACCUAGCUUACGUGGUAGAUGCUCAACGAGAUUUCCCGAAGCUUGAAGACGUAGAGAUUGUGAAUGAAUUUCCGAAUGUAUUUCCGGAUGAAUUGCCGGGACUUCCCCCCGAAAGAGAAAUAUAG
Helianthus annuus (common sunflower) is the source of this 1698-nucleotide messenger RNA. RefSeq lists its product as uncharacterized. Gene Ontology annotation, molecular function: zinc ion binding; nucleic acid binding; aspartic-type endopeptidase activity. Lineage: Eukaryota; Viridiplantae; Streptophyta; Magnoliopsida; Asterales; Asteraceae. The record is from RefSeq and is a predicted model, not a curated record. The coding region runs from base 1 to 1698 and encodes 565 amino acids. Gene Ontology annotation, biological process: proteolysis. The transcript has a single exon.